Messenger RNA from Cyphellophora attinorum, 1758 nucleotides. RefSeq names its product Heat shock-like protein. NCBI's taxonomy places the organism in Eukaryota, Fungi, Ascomycota, Eurotiomycetes, Chaetothyriales, Cyphellophoraceae. Gene Ontology annotation, molecular function: Hsp90 protein binding. The record is from RefSeq and is a predicted model, not a curated record. Bases 1 to 1758 code for a protein of 585 amino acids. The transcript is spliced from 3 exons.
AUGGCGGAUGCUUUGAAGGCCGAAGGCAACAAGGCCUUUGCUGCAAAGAAUUUCGAAGAAGCAGUCGACAAGUUCUCACAAGCAAUUGAACUCGACCCAACAAACCACGUCCUCUACUCCAAUCGCUCCGGCGCAUAUGCUUCUCUAAAGAAAUACGACGAUGCUCUGAAAGAUGCCACGAAAACUACCGAGAUCAAGCCUGACUGGUCAAAAGGCUGGGGCCGCAAGGGGACCGCUCUCCACGGCCAGGGAGACCUGCUUGGAGCGAUGGAUGCCUUUGACGAAGCUCUGAAACUAGAUCCCGCGAAUGCCCAAGCAAAGUCAGGAAAGGAUGCUGUCCAACGUGCCGUGGAUGCCGAGGCUGAGGCGGACGGCAUGCCUGGCUUUGGCGGUCCCGGUGGUGGCAUGGGAGGCAUGUUCAGUGACCCACAGAUGCUAGCCAAGCUGGCAGCGAAUCCGAAAACUGCUCCGCUGCUGGCUGACAGAGAAUUCAUGGGCAAACUGCAGAAGCUGGCCAAGAAUCCGAAUGACCUAGGACAGGAGCUGGGUGAUCCUAGAUUCCUUCAGGUGAUGAGCGUGCUCUUGGGCGUGGACAUGCAGUUCGGAGAUCCAUCCUCGAUGGGUGGAGACGCUGCGAAAAAGGGCGAGGUCGAGGAGGAUGUUCCCAUGCCAGAUGCACGGCCAACAUCACAGCCAGCGAAAGCUAAAGAGCCCUCGCCGGAGCCCGAACCAGAACCAGAGGACGAGGAAGCUGUCGCAGCGAAAAAGGCAAAGGAAGAUGCAGACAAGGAAAAAUCACUCGGCACAGCAGCAUACAAGAAACGUCAAUUCGACGAGGCAAUUUCGCACUACGAAAAAGCGUGGGAGCUGCACAAAGACAUCACAUACCUGACCAACCUAGGCGCUGCCAAGUUCGAGAAAGGCGACUACGAAGGCUGUAUCGAGGCUUGCCAGAAGGCUGUCGAGGAAGGCAAGCAAGUCUUUGCUGACUUCAAGCUCAUCGCCAAGGCAUACGGCCGCAUCGGUACCGCUUACGAAAAGAUGGGCGACCUUGCCAAUGCCGUCGAAUUUUACCAGCGAUCCAUGACCGAACACCGCACACCUGACGUUCUCGACAAACUCAAGAAAGCCGAAAAGGCCAAAACCCUGAAGGAGAAGAACGCCUACCUCGACCCCGAGAAAGCAGAAGAAGCCCGAAUUCUAGGUGGCGAGAAGUGGAAAGCAGCAGACUGGCCCGGUGCCGUCGAGGCGUAUACCGAGAUGACCAAGCGUGCGCCUGACGACCCAAGAGGCUAUUCAAACCGUGCUGCUGCCAUGAUCAAACUCCUUGCCUUCCCAAGCGCCAUCCAAGACUGCGACGAGGCCAUCAAGCGCGACCCCAAGAUGACGAAGGCGUACCUACGGAAAGCACAAGCUCUGUUUGGCAUGAAAGAGUACAAUCGAUGUCUGGAUGCAUGCACAGAAGCGUUGGAGCAUGACGAGAACGGCGCUAACAAUCGUGAAAUCGAGGCUCAGCAACAGAAAGCACUGGAAGCGAUGUACACAGCAAGAGCUGGCGAGACGGAGGAGGAGACCGCUGCUCGCAUUCAGCGAGAUCCGGAGAUCAUGAGCGUUCUGCAAGACCCGGUCAUGCAAUCCAUCCUUCAGCAAGCCAAGAACGAUCCCGCUGCUCUCAACGAGCACAUGCGCAAUCCGGGUGUACGAAGCAAGAUCCAGAAGCUGGUUGCUGCAGGCGUCAUCCGUAUGGGGAGUCGAUAA